This is a messenger RNA of Pecten maximus, 1910 nucleotides long. RefSeq names its product acyl-CoA-binding domain-containing protein 6-like. The record is from RefSeq and is a predicted model, not a curated record. Gene Ontology annotation, molecular function: protein binding; fatty-acyl-CoA binding. The coding region runs from base 14 to 775 and encodes 253 amino acids. The transcript has 7 exons. Lineage: Eukaryota; Metazoa; Mollusca; Bivalvia; Pectinida; Pectinidae.
UCCAGUAAUCCUUAUGGCAAAAAUGGCAGACGAUGUUGACGACGAUUUGACAGAAUUGUUUGAAUGUGCCUGUAAUUAUAUAAGGCAAUAUUCGGAGAAGUUCGAUAGCGAAAAGCUUUUAUAUUUCUACUCGAGAUACAAGCAGGCUACAGAGGGAAGAUGCACUACAAGUAAACCAGGGAUUUUUGAUUUUCAAGGAAAACAUAAAUGGGAAGCAUGGAAGAAGUUGGAAGAUAUGUCCAAGAAAGAAGCCAUGUUCCAGUACAUCACUUACUUAGGGAAUAUAGAUCCAGUCUGGCAAGAAAAGAUAGAUAAGUCUGACUGUAGAGACGAGGAAAGUGAUAAUUUGGGACGAGGAUGGGUGUCUGUCAGUACUAUGUCUAACACUGACACAGAGAUUGCAGAUGAAAAUAAGACUCUGUUUGACUGGUGUAAGGAUGGAAACACCCUGCAAGUCCAGAAUAUCCUAGCUGGUUGUGAUGGUAAUGAGAUCAACAUAACAGAUGAAUCAGGAAUGACACUUCUCCACUGGGCAUGUGAUCGUGGUUUAUCCGAGAUGGUGGAUGUCCUUAUUAAACUCAAAGCAGACAUCAAUGCACAGGACCUUGAGCAGCAGACACCAUUACAUUUUGCUGUAUGCUGUGAGCAGGAAGAAGUUGUGCGGCAGUUGUUACACAGUGGUGCCAAUUUGUCCCUCAAAGACAGUGAUGGUCUAAAUCCUGCAGAACUUGACACAUCUAUAGAAAUUAAAGAACUCUUUGAAAAUUACAUUUAAUCAUGGUUGGAUGUUUUAAAACAUUCCUUGGUUUGGUCCACUGGGACUAGACACAAAUUUCCAAUCCAACAAUCAGUGUACAUGUACAUGUAAUACACAUAUACAUAUAUAAAUAUGUACAUACUAUAUGUGGUUCAGAGUUUAUGACAAGUCUAUGUAGUUCAGUUGAGGCUCAUUUUUGGUUUCUAUGAUGGUAAUAUAAAUUCUUUUUAUUAAGUAAUCUCAACAAAAAAAUCAAAAAAAUAUGGAAGUCAAAGAAAGUCAAUUUAUGAUUAUAAAAUAUAUAAAUAAAAAUAUGUGACUAUAUGUAAUUUUCAAUUUCACUGUGCUUGUCAUUACAUUUUAAAACAUAUAUGAGCCUUGUGUUGUAAGAAUUGUGGAUUAAUAAAAGCCUUUACCAAUUUUUUCUUUAAAUUACAACUAACAUGAGACUUGGAAUGUCCAAACAGAUUGCUAACAUAAGUCUGGAUACUAAGUGUAUUCUAUGUCAACUUAGUACAUACAUAUCCAUAAUGAGAAAGACAACCAUGUGAAACCACAUGCUUUCUGGUUUUAUAAUCAUGACAAUGUAAAUUCUUAUCUUAAAUUAAUAUCAUUGCCUGUUUGCAACAUUUUAAACCCCAUUGCAAUAUGUGUUUUAUAUGAUUUGAAACAUGAUUUUCAUUUAUUACCUCAUUUUUGAUGUAAAACUAAGUCCAAUGAAAUACAGCAAUGAACAUGACGAAAAAAAACUUAAUUCUAUGACAAUCCCACUGUUACAAUCUUUGUACAAGUUUCACUGAGUUGAAAGACUUUGGUGGGUUUUAUCAUGCAUCAUUGUAAACUUAAUACGGAAUUUAAUAAAAUUUCAUGGACGAAUUCGAUAUUUUAAAGUCAUUUCAAACAUGUACCAAUACAUUGUAUUUUAAAAAGAAGAUUUAGUUUGAUAAGUUAUUUACAAAGUGAAUGUACAUUAUUAUUGUUGUGUGUGUAUAAUAUACUAUAAUUGUUGAUAAUGUAACUUCCUAUUUGUCUAUUGUAAUUGGUUUGCUGAUUUUGAGUUGAAAACUUUGAAUGUUGUGGGUGCUGAAUGGAUUAAAGUGUGAGUUUAAAAUCCAUAUGCUUGCAUCAAAUAAAUGUCUCAAGAUAAUUUGAA